AAUUAUAAGACUGAUACGAUAUACACAGUAUAGCAGAUAUUCAAACAUGUUUUAAUAAAAAAAAUAAUUAAUUAUUUUUUCCAAUCUAACUUUUGUCAGCUACUGUACGGGUGUAGCUGUCAAUUUCGUCGACAGUACAAUUUAGAGGUUAUGUUUCUUUUAAAAAAUUAACGAAUACUUAUGAAUUUUCCAUUUAUUUGUAAAAAUGUCAACUGUAAAUGAAAAACAAGAAUGUCCACUACUACCAGAGUUAUUGAAACAUAUGAAAUCAGGUUCGAAAAGUGGAAUAUCCUCGUGUCUAGAACGACUUAAAAACGAACCGAACUGCUAUAAGCAGUUCACAAAAGAUGCUGGACUAGGCAUUUUAGUAAAUUUACUUCGUUUUCAUAAUCUAAGAAUACUGAACAUGACUCUCAGUAUUCUGGCAAAUGCAUGUAUAAGUUCAGAUGCAAGAGAAAAGGUCAGAGGAUCUAAAAUAGCAAAUCGUGUAGUUUCGAUAAUUAAACAUAUCAAACUAGAAAAUACUCUACACUGCCGAGCUUGCAGAUUGAUUGGAAAUUUAUCAGAAUGUGAUUGGCAUGCUAAAUCAUUGUGCGAAGCUGGUGCAGUUCAAGCUUUAGUUAAUCUUCUGCAAUUGGAUACAAAUAUGCAAACAUAUUUAAUGGGUGUUAGAGCUAUAAGGAAUAUUUGGAGUAUGCAUGAAGGUAGCAGGGAAGAAAUCAUGGAAUCUGGAAUAAUUUAUAGAAUUACAAGUCUAUUGGUGUUGGCAAAGGAAAAGUCAGAAACAAAUUCUAAAUAUUUAGAGUUAAUUGAAGCUUGUUUAAAAGCAAUGUGUGCUUUUUUGGGUACAGUAGAUCCUCGUAUUAGAGAACAAAUGAGAGGAGAGAAAGAUGUACAAGGUUACAAAUGCAUUGUACAAUGUUGUGAUACAAAUAAUAAAAUGGCAAUUAAGUGUCUGUACAAUCUCUGCCAAAUUGCAGAAUGUCGACCCAUUUUGGGAAAUUUUGGUGCUGUUGAAUGUCUUAUUGCUCUCAUAAAAGAUCAUUCAGAACUGUCUAAAGAAACAUUAGUUAGUCUGUGCUUGUUUUCUAGAGAAGCUGUAAACAGAGCAAAAAUUAGAAUGGGAUCUGGCUUAGAAUUAAUAUUAACUUUAUUGAAAGAUCCUGAUAAUGAAAAGUAUCAUCCUAUGUUAUUACAUGCACUGACACAAUUUGUUUAUGAUGAUCCAAGUAUAGUAAUAAUGGUGAAAAACGGUUUGCUUGAUAUUUUAGUUGCCAGAUUAAGAAAAAUGGUGACUGAAACAAUAUAUGAUGAGGAAAUUAGUGUUUCAAGGAAAAGGAGUAAUGAUUCUCCUCCAAGUAAACAAACAGAGUUCAAAUUUAACAAAACUAGUGCAGGACGAUUUAGUUUAGAUUACUAUCGUGACGAUUGGAGUCCAGGCAGUGCUUCUAGUGUUUCUUUCUCGCCUCCUAGUACACCACCAUUACCUUUUUAUGAUUCAAUAGAAAACGAUGAAAACACUGAAGAUAAUUACAGUCCCGUUUGCAGCGAUACAGAAUUUAUGGAUAACGAAGAUGAGCCUCAAGAAGAGGUGGAAUCAUUGAAAAGUUGUAAAUCAAUAACUAUAAACAUAGAAGAAACUCAAGAUUCGGAUAAAGGAAAUAAAUCAAAUGCUUGUGAUUAUACAAACGACUGGACAUUAGUACUAUUAAGUCGACUAAGUCAUUCAAAUGACCCAAUCGACAGAUUAGCCGAUCCUACAAUCAUUGAAGCUUUAACAGCUUACAUUAGAUGUGCCAAAAAUCAAAGAGCAUCUAGAAUUUUAACUAGAAUUAUAAGAAAUGGAGCAUAUUUAAUACCAUUAUUAAAACAGGGUUUUGUUUUCGAAGCUCAGACAUUAUAUGGUUCAGAACAAUAUACGAGACAGUUAUGUGCACUAGCAGAAACCGGCGGAGCAGUAGGUGAACUUACGUCGAUAUUGCUUCGUGGAGAAGAAGCGCACAAAUCUGUCAUUGCAGUCUCAGUACCAUUCCUAAUUAGAUCACGAUACAUUCUCAAAUCUUUAUUGAAUAGUUACGGUGGUCUUCGAUUAAUAUUUCGCGUACUUUCUGACCAACAACACAGUCUUUAUGAGAAUGCUAUUUGGUCAAUUUGUCAACUAGCGAACACUCUAGAAAUUCAACCUGAAAUAGUAGAAAAGUGUCAGAACACAGAUACUGCUUCGACUGAUUUUCCAACAGUUUACGACAAUCAUCCAAAACCUGCAACGGUCACGUUUGAAUUGGACGAUGGUACAACUGUCGAUGCUUGCAGGCAAACGCUAUGCCAAAAAUCUGACGUUUUUUCUGCGAUGCUUGAGGGAAACUUUUCUGAAUCCGGGAAAAAACGUGUCAAGCUACGAAAUACGUCCAAGGAAAGUCUUAACACAUUGUUGCUUGCUGCGAACGGAGCAACUAUUCAAAAUAGAACUAUUGAGUCUUUGUUAGACGCUGUUUUACUGGCUGACAAGUUUCUGAUGGCUGAUAUAUCAGAAAUUUUAACGGAGAGUUCGAUAUCCAGAUUAAACUACAAAAAUUUUAGCAGAGCUUGGAACUGGGCUAGGUUAAAUUCUUGCCAUGAGUUGAAAACUUGUUGCGUGAAAAGCUUUUUAACUGCAUCUAUGACAAAGUCUGAAAGAGUUCAAGCGUUCCAAGGUUUCUCUACCACCGGAAGUUUUCACGAGUUUUUGGACGAAGUGAGAGAAAUUAUUAAUAACGUUCUGUGCCAACGUUAACGAUAAACGUAUUUUAUAUAAUUGUGAUACUUAGUAGAAGUGAUAGCGUCCAAUCAUUUAAUCUUCAUUCUUUAAUUAGGAUGCAAUUAAUAAGACUUUUAUAUUGUAAAAUAUUUUAUUCAAUCUAUACCCUAAUCGUGCUUAUUGUGAAUAUAUUUUAAAGCAAGGGAUUGAUGUAUAUUAAUAAUUUUGUGAGCAUCCUUUGAUGCACUGAAAUGAUAAAUAAUUGUACAUAUAUAAUAGCCAAGAUAUAUAAAAUCUGGUUCAUUCGAUUCUAGCAUAUACGGAUAAAAUAUAUAAAUGCUUCAUGAUGAAAAGGAAAAUGAAUAAAAUCAAAAGUACGAAUGGAACA
Messenger RNA from Megachile rotundata (alfalfa leafcutting bee), 3125 nucleotides. It is a transcript of the gene Rnb, whose product is annotated as BTB/POZ domain-containing protein Rnb. Gene Ontology annotation, biological process: anatomical structure morphogenesis. Lineage: Eukaryota; Metazoa; Arthropoda; Insecta; Hymenoptera; Megachilidae. Gene Ontology annotation, cellular component: cytosol. The record is from RefSeq and is a predicted model, not a curated record. Gene Ontology annotation, molecular function: protein binding.